This is a messenger RNA of Cylindrotheca closterium, 2655 nucleotides long. The record is from the annotation of a GenBank genome assembly. NCBI's taxonomy places the organism in Eukaryota, Bacillariophyta, Bacillariophyceae, Bacillariales, Bacillariaceae.
AUGACUACCACAAGAAGCCAUCGUCAUAGAGAAGGUAGAGAACAGGAGCCCACCAGUACCAUCACCACUAGAUUUGAGGGCACACCACCACCCUCUCCAAACCUAAAUCACACCAAGGAUGAUGAGUCCCAAGGCACACCAAACCCACGAGCUGGUACAAACGAACAACAAGUACAAGAAGGAGUGGUUGUAACUACAUGUGCUGGUGAUGACAAUGACGAUGAUGAUGAUGAUGACAACAUUGAUGAUGAUGACAUCUGCCCAAUCCUUGAUAUGAAGAACAAGGAAGUUUCAAGCUUAGCACAACAGAAAUCUGCCCUUAGACACCUUUCAACAUUCCUGGCAAAGUACUGGACCCAAUCAGAAACCUUCAAGGAUCUAUCGGCCUUGGACAAAAAGGAGCUGUACAAGUAUGUCACUGAUGAUGACUUGAACAGAAAUCUCAUUGGUGCCUUCUGCAACUACCUUUCUGACGCCAAAGCCAAAGGACACAGCAGAGACAACAAGACACUAUCACACCAGACCACGCAAAAUUACAUUUCCCAGGUAUGUGGAUACUUUGUAUAUCACUGUCCCCACCUGUCUGAAGAGAAAGUCAACCACUGCUUUGGCAAGUCACCAUUCUUGACCAAGUGCCGAGAUGCUAUGAGGAAGAAGAUAAGUGACCGAAGUAAAGAGCAUGGGAUCCCUCUAGUGGUCCCAAAAUCUGGUGCCACUAAAGAUGACUGGAUUGCAAUAGCUUGGAGUUGUGUCCUUCAAGGAUCUGCUGAUCUUGCUGAAUUUUGGUCACUAUGCAUCGCUUUGACCCAGUUGGCAUCACGAGGCAAUGAAAUGGGAUACCUGAAGCACCAACAUGGAAGGGUUGUUGAUUGCCCAGACGGUGGUCAGCACAAUGUUGCUGCAGCCUAUGAUGUAAUUAACUUCAAGCAAGCUGGGACCUCCCAGCUAAUGCAUAUCUUUCCACAUGCAACACACUGGGAGCUUGAUUACCUAUUUGCAGUAGCGUACCACAUGGCGCUCACUGACUCUGGGUCUGACUAUGUAUUCCCCCGUACAUCAGAAGCAGCUUUGAAGAGCAACAAGGACAACAAGAAUGACUCGACCGGUGUCUCCAAGGUCUGGAGUGAAAAAUUCAAACAAGUGCUUUCGCAGAUAGAGAAAGUAAAAGAAGCCAUGAAAGCAAGUGGUACUUCUAGUCGGCACCACACAUUCACACCAAAUCUCUGUUCCCAUUCGGGAAAAAAGUAUGCCCUGAAUGAGAUGGGAAGGACACUAAGUCCCAUUUAUCUCAUUUUCCGUGCAGGAUGGACCAUCCAAAACCUCCACACACUCUUUGACUACCUCAUCAGAGAUGCCCAUCAUGAUGUGAAGGCAGCCAAGACAUGUGCUGGGUGGACAGCAAAGUGGAACGACGAGAUCUGGGGUGGCUUCUCCAACUUUCUUGAAGACUUGGAUCCAGCAACAACCGACCAAUUUGAUGCAUUUACAAAAUAUCUCUUCCGCAAUCAAUAUGACAAAAUGGAUACACAAUUGCGCCAUCUGCAUGCAUUCAGUGUCCUGCGGUUCUACAAUGAUUUCACCAGCUUUCUAAAGGAAGCAGACAACAAUGAUGCUGAGCAUACAUUUGUUAUCCGGGUUAAAUCCUCCCUUGACGAAGCAGGGGUCAGUGAUGAAGUGUUCCAGAAGUGGCAGGAAGACACCACUCUGGCGUUCAAGAAGAGGAACUUUUUUGGAAUGAGCCUGAAAGAAGUUCCGGAAAUGCUUGUCAAUUCCAAGCCACUCCUUGAAGACUUUAAAAAACUCAUUGGUGUGACCCGAAUCCAAGCUGAAAGAUCUGAUGUCUUGUCGACCAAAUUUGAGCAACACUCGACCAAAUUUGAGCAACACUCAACAAAAUUUGACGAACACUCCAUGAAAUUUGACAUUCUUGGAGCACAACUUGAUCGGGUGGAAUCCAAAGUUGAUCAACUGAUUUCCCUGUUGACUGGAAGUGCUGUUGGACAGCAACAAUUGGUAGGAGGAGGGGUAGAAGAGAACCAUGACACCAACUUGGUAUGCAAUCGUGAAAGGAACAAUCAUCAUGAGCCAGUCCCAACUUCCCAGCAUGGUAUAUCAAACAUAACACCAGUACCAUGGCCUGAUGAACCACGAAAAGAACUCAGAUAUGAUACCUGUUUCAAAAACAGGUAUUCGUCGGGCAAGCUUACAUGCCAAGCCACAUUCAAGUGUUGGUUCCAAGAUCAGCUGCCAGUCGCUUUCUACAAUAUGGACAAUGCUGCAAGGGUGAAGCACCGCAAUCACUUCUCUACCAGUAAAACAGUGGUCCACAUGAUGUUGAAGCACUUGCCGGAAUACCCUGAUCCCAAAGAUGAUUUGGAUGUGCUUGCUGAGAGAGCAAUGUCAGGUAUCCAGGAAUACCAUCACCUGGACAAGAAGCCUUCCAGAAACCAAAUGGCAUGUGGAAGAAGCAAAACAAGAACAAAAGAAGGUGUUCCCUCACUUUUCGAGAAAGGAGACUACAUGGGUGCAACUGUUGAUACACCGUUCAGUGUCAGUACACCACCAGAUGUUGUGGCUUUCUUCCUUGGCCGAGGAAACAAUCCAACUGGAAAGAAACGAAAGAUCAGUGACGCUGAAGAUGCAGACAUUGAAUAA